AUGAAAAUAAUAUUUUCUAAUUUUACACAUACCCAAAGAUUUAUAGAUAAUAUUUAUUUAAAUUCAGAUUUAUAUUGCGAAAAGCAACAAUUGUUACAAUAUAAUGAUGAAGUUCAACAACAGUGUUAUGUAAUGCAAUCUCCUAUUGCACCAAAUAAAUUCCAAUUUAGAGAUUUCAUUUACCAAAUGAAUUUAAAGGAUCUUAUUAUUUCAAAAUAUUUUGGUUUUUCAAAUUUAGGAUAUCUUAGAGAUGAAUGGUUAAUUAUCAGUGUUUUACUAUUUGCAUUUUUACCAAUUUGUAUUUUUUUAGUAUCAAAUAAAUUUUUAACACCCUAUUUAUUGCAAUCAAAAAAAAUAAAAGAUAAACACCAACGUCAGCAUCAACUUCUAUAUCAAUUUACCCACUUUGUAAAUCCACAAUAUAUAAGCGAAAACAACUUAAACCAACUCUAUCAUGGAAUAAUAAGAGGAUUUAUAGGUUUAUAUUUUACAAUCAGUUGCUUUUUAAAUAUGAUAAACAAAUCAUAUCAAGAGAAUUUAAAUUUUAUAGUAAUUUCCUUUUUAAUCUUUAAAUUAACAGAUAUUACUCUUUUAUCUUUAUAUAAAAGUAAUGAUAAAUUGCUUUAUAUUCGUCAUAUUAUUUCAUUUUUUUGUUUAUAUUUUUCAAUUUAUUUAGAUAAAGAAGGUUUAAAGUAUAUUUAUUUAUUAAUAUUUGACGAAUUUUUGCAUGUUAUUAAUAUAACAUAUGAUUUAUUUCAAGUUUUAAAAUUCAAUUCAAAUUAUAAAUUUUUUGUUUCAACAAUGGGUUUAUGUUUUAUUUCAAUGACAGUGUUACCAAAACAACUAUGGAUUAUUUAUGAUUCAACUUUAAUAAACCCUUUUAAUCUAUCAACUUUACUAGUCACAUUAUCAUUAGUAAUCGUGAUAAUAUUAGAACUUUUAUAUUCUAUUAAAUUUAUUAAAGAAAUUGUAAAAUCAUAUUCAAAAAUCUCAUUUUAA
Dictyostelium purpureum is the source of this 999-nucleotide messenger RNA. RefSeq lists its product as uncharacterized. The transcript is spliced from 3 exons. Lineage: Eukaryota; Evosea; Eumycetozoa; Dictyosteliales; Dictyosteliaceae. The record is from RefSeq and is a predicted model, not a curated record. Bases 1 to 999 code for a protein of 332 amino acids.